AUGACAUACCCCUCGGUUGAGCAGCCUUCCCUCGCCCAGCCGCAGCCCGUCAACUGGCCAUCCGCCGACAUCGCCUCACCCACCACUGCACCGGCAUACGAUGUGCCCCAGACGAUGCCGGUUGUUAUCGGCAAGCCAAUGGCGACGGCAGACACAGCCGGAAGGCCCGAGGGCGGUGAUCAGCCGCAGUAUGUGCAGCCAUAGACGGUGCAGCCGCAGUUGGGUGGUGCUCAUGUGAUCAACGUGCCGGAGCCGGUAGUGUACAAUCCGGGACACGAAGAUGAGAAGUCAGGCCGGCUCACCUGCUUGAAGGUGAGAUAGAUCGAUGUGGGCAGGGAGGCAGAAGCGGCCAGCCAUACAUUCUUCCCCCUGUGUGUUGUGUUGUGUUGUCCGUUCAUCAUUCCAGGUGUCCUGUGUGUUGUCGGUGCUAGUCUUCCCCAUCAUCGGCUGCAUCGCCUUCUGCCUCACCAUGGACGCCAAGAAGGGGUCGCAGCGGCGCAAGUGGGCCCGCAUCUGCCUCGCCACGGGCACGAUCAUGACGAUCUUGUUCGUCACCUGGUUGGUCAUGGUCAUACGCUCCGGGGAUUCCUCUUAUUCUUACUCUUACUCCUAUUCUUUUUGA
Molecule: messenger RNA, 622 nt
Organism: Vitrella brassicaformis
Lineage: Eukaryota; Vitrellaceae
Source: the annotation of a GenBank genome assembly